UGCCAGGUGGCGGCAGCCAGCCUCAAAGAUGCGACUGAGUCUGCGCACGACCACUCGUUUUGGGAAGAGCUCAUACCGUGGAGAGGCAGCGUGGUUCUUUCUAGAAAAUCUAAUGAGAUGUCCAUCUGUGACAGCAUCUUGAGAGUGAGCCUGGUUUCUAAAAAUCUAUUCUGACUCCAUGGCAGCUAGGAUGGAUGUAACUUUGCCUGUGGUUAGAAAACAAAGAAUUUACUGAGCUGCAGAUCUUUUCCCAAGAACAACAGAAAAUGAUCGAGUACCAGCAGAGACCUGUGUCAUUCAAGGAUGUGGUAGUGGGCUUCACGCAAGAGGAGUGGCAUGGGCUUAAUCCUGCACAGAGGGCCCUGUACCGGGAUGUGAUGUUGGAGACCUACAGCAACCUCGUCUCAGUGGGUUAUGAAGGCACCAAACCAUAUGUGAUCCUCCAGCUGGAGCAGGAGGAAGCACCCUGGAUUUGUGAGGCAGCAUGCUCAGGCUGCCACUGUCAGGAAAACAUUUGGCAAGUUAACAUUCACAGGAAAAGGCGGCAAGACACGCUUUUGAGGCAAGGUCCAUUCAUCAGCAGGAAAACGUUCCCCAAGGAAAGAAGCCAUGAAUGUAAUAAGUGUGGGAAAAUAUCACAUCUGAGCACUGACCUUUUGCCUUCAAUUCAAAGCUCCAGUAACUGGGACUCUUGUGGAAAGAGUGUGAACAAUAAUUUAGACUUAAAUGGUUUUAAGAAAAACUACUCAAAAAAGCAAGAUGAGUGCUAUGGAUAUGGAAAACUGUUACAACAUACAGAGCAUGACAGAAGACAAAAUGAAGAAAAAUUCUGGGAAUGCAGUCACUGUGAAAAAGCUUUCAGCCAUAGCCCAGCACUUAUGUAUAAACCCCCAGCAACCGAUUCUCUUGUGUAUAAACGUAAGAGGAUUCCACCUACAGAGAAACCCCAUGUCUGUUCUGAAUGUGGAAAAGCCUUCUGCUACAAGUCUGAAUUCAUUAGGCAUCAAAGAAGUCACACUGGGGAGAAGCCAUAUGGAUGUACUGACUGUGGAAAAGCCUUUUCACAUAAGUCAACCCUCAUUAAGCACCAGAGAAUACACACUGGUAUUAGACCCUUUGAAUGUUUUUUUUGUGGAAAAGCCUUCACCCAGAAGUCACACCGCAGAGAACAUCAGAGGACACAUACAGGAGAGAGACCUUUUGUGUGCAAUGAAUGUGGGAAGUCAUUUGGUGAGAAGUCAUACCUCAAUGUACAUCAAAAAAUACACACAGGAGAAAGACCCUAUCGUUGUAGAGAAUGUGGAAAAUCUUUCAGUCAAAAGUCAUGCCUCAAUAAACAUUGGAGAACUCAUACAGGAGAAAAACCCUAUGGAUGCAAUGAAUGUGGCAAAGCAUUCUAUCAGAAGCCAAACCUCAGCAGACAUCAGAAAAUUCAUGCUAGGAAGAAUGCUUAUAGGAAUGACCUAAAAAUAGUAGGAAAGCCUUGAGCAAGAUAUACUAUUUCAUUUUAUGUGGAGGAAUUCAUCCUUAGGAUAAAUCUCAUAUUUAAUGAAUUUUGACCAGGUUUUUCAUCAUAAGGCAAGUCAUAUUCUAAUUGUGAUAGAAAAUUUUAUACAAAAGAUUAUAGAAAGUACUCUAUAUUUAAAACAUAAACAUGAUCACUUUGGCUUAUGAAAGUUUAAAAUAUAUUAAAUGGAAUGAUUACAGAACACAAAAUAUAUGUGAAGAAAAUUAAAAGUAUAUUAUGGUAUGUCUCAUAGUGACCCACAUAAUAAGCACUAUAUUUUAGAAUUAUAAAUGUGAAUUUAAGUUGAAUAUCAAGCACAUAUUUAGAAUGCCAUUCACCAAACUUUUUCACUCUAAAUAUCACCAUUGUCUUUUGGUGUCUUUACAUACAUGUGUGCGUGCUCGGUUGUGUCCAACUGUGUGUGACUCCAUGGACUGUAGCCCACAAGACUCCUCUAUCCAUGGAAUUUUCCACGCAAGAAUA
Molecule: messenger RNA, 1990 nt
Organism: Capra hircus (goat)
Lineage: Eukaryota; Metazoa; Chordata; Mammalia; Artiodactyla; Bovidae
Gene: ZNF793
Product: zinc finger protein 793
Exons: 6
Coding region: 267-1487 (406 amino acids)
Biological process (GO): negative regulation of transcription by RNA polymerase II
Molecular function (GO): DNA-binding transcription repressor activity, RNA polymerase II-specific; RNA polymerase II cis-regulatory region sequence-specific DNA binding
Source: RefSeq, a predicted model, not a curated record